CCCGCUCGCGAGCUGAUCGAUUUCUCAGAUUUCUCCCUUCUCGUACACACUUUCUUCGACACUUACUUCUACUUGCCUUGUCUUUCUCUCUGCAUCAAACCUCCAAUUUCUAUUUCCACGGGCUCUCGUUCAACAUGUCCGGCCCAAUCGUUGAGGCUGUUCAGAAGCACCCGGCGCCUGAGGGUCUGAUCUAUACGUACGGCACGGCUGGCUUCCGUACGAAAGCCGACGUCCUUGACUCGGUCCUCACACGCGUCGGUCUCGUUGCAGCCCUUAGAUCCCGCUCGUUGAAGGGCAAAUGGAUAGGGGUUAUGAUCACGGCGUCGCACAACCCGCCAGAGGACAAUGGCGUGAAGCUCGUCGAGCCUUUGGGAAACAUGCUGCAAGAAGAGUGGGAGGUCAUCAGCACAGACAUGGCGAACAAAGUCAGUGCAGAGCACGUCUCCAAAUUCUACCACGAUAUCGCCGCACAAUACCGUAUCGAUCUCGAAACUCCCGCUCGCGUCGUUGUAGCCAGGGACACAAGAGCCUCGGGAGCCAGGCUUCUCGGCUGCGUCAUGGACGGCUUGAAAGCCGCUGGUGCUGAAGUCAAGGACUACGGCUUCUUAACCACCCCGCAGCUCCACUACAUGGUUCGGUGUCUCAACACAGAGGAUACUAAGGACGCGUAUGGUACACCCACGGAGAAUGGUUACUACGAGAAGUUUAGCCAUGCCUUCAAGGUUGCUCUGAAGGGGAAGAAGCCCUCCGGAAGCUUGACCGUCGAUUGCGCCAAUGGUGUGGGUGGCCCGAAGCUGACGGAACUCAUCAAGCACCUUCCACCCAAGGAGGAAGCACUGGAAAUAUUCGUAAUCAAUGACAACGUCAUCAAGCCAGAAAGCCUGAACGUGGAGUGCGGUGCGGACUAUGUCAAGACGAACCAAAGAGCUCCUCCCUCCUCCAAAGCCGGCGCCGGCGACAGAUGCUGCUCGCUUGACGGCGACGCCGACCGGGUCGUGUACUACUUCAAGGACAUGAACAACGUAUUCCGACUUCUGGAUGGAGACCGCAUCGCAACUCUCGUAGCUUCAUUCCUCGGCGAUCAGAUCCGGCAAGCUGGGUUGGCAGAUUCUAUCAAGAUUGGAGUCGUCCAGACGGCAUAUGCCAAUGGUGCCGCUACGCAAUACGUCGAGCAACACCUGAAGCUCAAGGUGGACUGCACGCCGACGGGAGUAAAACAUCUCCACCACGCAGCUGAAAAGCUCGACGUCGGCGUGUAUUUCGAGGCCAAUGGGCACGGAACUGUCAUCUUUUCGGAUGAUACGCUCGAGACGAUCGCAAAAUACGAGCCCAAGUCGCCCGGCCAGAAGGAGGCGUUGGACGUGGUGCACGCAUGCAUUGACUUGAUCAACCAGUCCGUGGGAGACGCUCUUUCCGACAUGCUCCUUGUCGAAGUCGUCUUGGCGCACAAGAAUUGGGGACCGCAGGAGUGGCUGUCGACGUACACGGACUUGCCAAAUCGUCUGUUGAAGGUCAUCGUCAAUGACAGGAAGAUCUUCAAGACGACGGAUGCGGAGCGACGCUUGGUCAGUCCUGAAGGGCUGCAGGCACAGAUCGAUAAGGAGGUGCAGAAGGUCCGUCAGGGACGAUCGUUUGCUCGCGCAAGUGGAACGGAGGAUGCAGUGCGGGUGUAUGCUGAGGCUGCGACGAAGGCAGAGGCGGAGGACCUCGCUCGGAAGGUUGCAGAGCUCGUGAAGAAUGCUGGAGGAGCAUGAAAAGGACCCUGGUUCAUAUGGGGACAGGUUUAGUAGACGUGAUGAUUGGACGACUUACGAUAGAUAAAAGUUCGGGUUCAGUCACUAUUCAGCCGAAUUAUGGCCGCGAGAUUCGCUCGGUGCAUAUGCUAUCGAGCAGCGUUUCAAUAAGCCUCCGCGAAUCUAAUCAGCCCGUGUUAAG
Trematosphaeria pertusa is the source of this 1935-nucleotide messenger RNA. RefSeq names its product Phosphoacetylglucosamine mutase. Gene Ontology annotation, biological process: carbohydrate metabolic process; UDP-N-acetylglucosamine biosynthetic process. NCBI's taxonomy places the organism in Eukaryota, Fungi, Ascomycota, Dothideomycetes, Pleosporales, Trematosphaeriaceae. The coding region runs from base 135 to 1754 and encodes 539 amino acids. Gene Ontology annotation, molecular function: magnesium ion binding; phosphoacetylglucosamine mutase activity. The record is from RefSeq and is a predicted model, not a curated record. The transcript has 6 exons.